AUGCCUUUGGAAAACGGCGGGAGCGCGCUCUCUGCCGGACAGUUUGACGUGCAGCAGGAAGAGGGACCACAGCCUAGUUUAGUCCUGGACCCGGACCAGGAGCACAUGGAGGAGCCCCGAGGAGAGGAGGAGGAGGAGGAGGAGGGAGAGGGGGAGGAGGAAGACCCCGAGGAGGAGGGCGAGGAGGAAGGAGAGGAAGGAGAAGAACGACCCAAACGCAGAGGACCAAAGAAGAAGAAGAUGACCAAGGCCCGACUCCAGAGGUUUAAGAUCCGGCGCAUGAAGGCGAACGCUCGCGAGAGGAACCGGAUGCACGGGCUGAACGACGCGCUGGAGAGUCUGAGGAAGGUGGUGCCGUGUUACUCCAAAACACAGAAACUCUCCAAGAUCGAAACCCUGCGCCUCGCCAAGAACUACAUCUGGGCCCUGAGCGAGAUCCUGCGCUCCGGGAAAGCCCCGGACCUCAUGAGCUUCGUCCAGGCGCUGUGUAAAGGUCUGUCCCAGCCCACCACGAACCUCGUGGCGGGUUGUCUCCAGUUGAACCCGAGGACGUUCCUCCCGGAGCAGGGGGCGGAGCUUCCUCUGCUGGCGCCGGGUCCGGGGUUCACGGGGUCGUACUCGUACCAGAGCCCGGGCCUGACCCCCGGCCUGCCCAGCCCCCCCUACGGAACCAUGGAGCCCCCGCACAUCUUCCAGCAGGUCAAAGGUCAGCCGUACGGGCCCCUGGAGCCGUUCCUGGACCCGGGCUUCGACGGGCCCCUGAGCCCCCCCCUCAGCGUCAACGGCAGCUUCCCCCCGUCCUUCAAACACGAGGGCGCCGCCGACUACCCGUACGGCGGGCACUACGGCGGCGCGGCAGUGGGCGGGGCUCUGUACGGGCCGGGGGGCGGGGCCGGCAUCGACGCCAUCGUGCCCUUCGACGGACACGCCCACGAGCGAAUCAUGAACGUCCAGAUGAGCGCCAUUUUCCACGACUCGUGA
Molecule: messenger RNA, 981 nt
Organism: Boleophthalmus pectinirostris (great blue-spotted mudskipper)
Lineage: Eukaryota; Metazoa; Chordata; Actinopteri; Gobiiformes; Gobiidae
Gene: neurod1
Product: neuronal differentiation 1
Exons: 6
Coding region: 1-981 (326 amino acids)
Molecular function (GO): protein dimerization activity
Source: RefSeq, a predicted model, not a curated record